Molecule: messenger RNA, 414 nt
Organism: Auanema sp. JU1783
Lineage: Eukaryota; Metazoa; Nematoda; Chromadorea; Rhabditida; Rhabditidae
Source: the annotation of a GenBank genome assembly
AUGUCGUACAUUUCUCAACCUGUUAAUUCACCAUCUCGAUCUCAGAAUAGGGUUACUUUUGCUUCGAGUACUAGCUCUGUAUCUAUCCCUCAUACCCCUAAGAGCCGAACCCCUGGUCAACGUCGUAACACUUGUCCACGCCGCCAGAAUUCCAAUAGCAAUCCAUGCUUCGCCGGAAGCAAAUUCAGUGAUUCUCCAUCCGCACGUGCUAUUCCUCUUCCACCAAGCGACUGGUUCGGUGAACUUUGCAACUCAGGAAGUGAAUCUGACACGGGUUCAAUGGCUGAGUCUGUAUCCUCUACUGAUAGAGCAGGAAGCGUAAGCAGCCAGUCUUCUAUGGAAGCACAUUCUCCCGUCGGCAUUCGUCUUAACCCUUUACAACUCAUAGCUGCCGUAACGGUUGGUGCCUCCUAA